Rhodofomes roseus is the source of this 2680-nucleotide messenger RNA. Its product is annotated as adaptin N terminal region-domain-containing protein. Gene Ontology annotation, molecular function: clathrin binding. Gene Ontology annotation, biological process: intracellular protein transport; vesicle-mediated transport. Bases 199 to 2391 code for a protein of 730 amino acids. NCBI's taxonomy places the organism in Eukaryota, Fungi, Basidiomycota, Agaricomycetes, Polyporales, Fomitopsidaceae. The transcript is spliced from 9 exons. The record is from RefSeq and is a predicted model, not a curated record. Gene Ontology annotation, cellular component: membrane coat.
GUGAUGCUUAGCGCCGAAGCGUUACAGGCCGAGCUUCAAGAUCCCGCCGUCGUCUCGACUCUCGAACGCUGACCAGCAGGCUACGGACGGUCUCAACCAUCUCUACUCUGUGCGGGAACGGAGCCUGCUUUCUGAAAUCCCCCAUCACUGAUAUCUGCCAAGGACUCCCGCUGAAGCGAGCUCUCGUACUUUGGUCUCAUGUCUGGCCUCCGCGCCCCCCCUCGCAAGGGCGAGAACUACGAGCUCAGCGCCGACCUCAACAGUGAGUAUCGGGAGAAGCGGAAAGAUGCCAUCAAGAAGGUCAUUGCUAACAUGACCGUCCAGAAGGACGUCAGCGGCCUCUUCCCGGACGUCCUCAAGAACAUGCAGACCGACGACCUCGAGCAGAAGAAGCUCGUAUAUCUCUACCUGAUGAACUACGCAAAGACGCAGCCGGAGCUUGUCAUCCUCGCCGUGAACACCUUUGUGAAAGACACCGACGACCCAAACCCGCUCGUGCGCGCUCUGGCGAUCCGGACGAUGGGCAUGCUGCGCGCGGAGAAGAUUCUGGACUACAUCUGCGACCCGCUCACGAAGUGCCUCCGCGACGACAACCCAUAUGUGCGCAAGACGGCCGCGCUCUGUGUCGCGAAAUUGUACGAUCUCAAGCCGGAGCUAGUGAUUGAGAACGGGUUCUUGGAGACCUUGCAGGACAUGAUCGGGGAUAGCAAUCCUAUGGUUGUCGCGAAUACCGUCGCGGCAUUGUCAGACAUCCAUGCGGCCGCGGUCGCAGCUGGUUCGUCCAGUGAAACCUUCCACAUCACAUCCACCAUCUUGAACAAACUUCUCGUCGCGUUGAAUGAGUGCUCGGAAUGGGGCCGCGUGGGGAUCCUGAACGCUCUGUCCCGCUACGAGACUACAGACGAGCGAGAAGGCGAGCACAUCUGUGAGCGUGUCGUGCCGCAAUUCCAGCACGCGAACGGCAGCGUCGUCCUCGCAGCUGUCAAGGUCAUCAUGAUUCACAUGCGCCAUGUGAAGUCAGAAAACCUCAACAAGCAGAUGAUCCGCAAGAUGGCUCCGCCACUCGUGACGCUCCUCUCCAAUCCCCCAGAGGUCCAAUGGGUUGCGCUCCGGAAUAUCAACCUCCUCCUGCAGAAGCGGCCCGACCUCCUUCAGAACGAGAUGCGCGUGUUCUUCUGCAAGUACAACGACCCGCUGUAUGUCAAGGUAGAGAAGCUCGACAUCAUGGUGCGCCUCGCGGGCGACAGCAAUGUCGACGCGCUUCUUAGUGAGCUGAAGGAGUACGCUUCGGAGGUGGACGUGGACUUCGUGCGGAGAAGUAUCAAGGCCAUAGGUCAGACCGCGAUCAAGAUUGACGCCGCCGCAGAGCGGUGUGUGAACGUCUUGCUGGAGCUCAUCGGCACGCGCGUCAGCUACGUCGUUCAAGAGGCGGUUGUCGUCAUGAAGGACAUCUUCCGAAAAUACCCCUCGACGUACGAGGGUGUCAUACCCACACUAUGCGCCAAUCUGGACGAACUGGACGAGCCAGAAGCGAAGGCAUCCCUUAUUUGGAUCAUCGGCGAGUACGCCAACAAGAUCGACAACGCAGACGAGCUCCUCGGCAUCUUCGUCGACACGUUCACAGAAGAAUCUUACCCUGUACAAUUGCAGACACUGACAGCGGUCGUGAAGCUGUUCCUGCAGAAACCCGACGGGUCACAAGGGCUUGUGCAGCGUGUGCUAAACACUGCCACGAAGGACUGCGACUCGCCUGAUGUCCGCGAUCGUGCAUACAUCUACUGGCGGUUACUGUCCACAGAUCCAGGUGCAGCGAAGGCCGUGGUCCUCGCACACCGACCUCCAAUCUCGCUGCCAAGAACGACGGUGUCGCCACAACUGCUGGAGGAGUUGCUGGGCGAGGUCUCCAGCCUUGCGAGUGUAUACCACAAGCCAGAAGAGACCUUCGUCGGGCAAGGACGUAUCGGUAUCGACACCGUACAACGGAAGAGCGCCGAUCUCGCAGACGACCGUGCCGCAGCCCAAAAAGCACUCCAAACCGUCGCCAUCGGCCAGCAAGCCGAGAACCUGCUCGACUUCGCGGACGAUGGUGCCGACGACGGGCAGCAGCCCUCUGGGCUCGCCGCUACGACAAUGCUCACAUCGACACCCGCCGCGGCGAACCUCCUGUCGGGCACGUCAAGCAAUCCGCUCGACGACCUCGUGUCAAUAUUCGGGAACGCGAGCCUCAGCGCGCCCAGCGUGCAGCCGCAGAGUGCGGCGCCGCUUGGAGGCUUCGGCUUUAGUAUGGGAGGCGCGCCGUCGCCGAUGCCCCCGCAGACACCGUCGGUCCUCCAAGCGGCGUCGCCACCGAUGCAGCAGUCGGGUCAGGAGGAUUUGUUGGGUUUGUUCUAGAGUGUUAUGUUGGUAUCAGGAAGAGUGCGUGGAUGUAUAACGCUUGUAUCGCUUUCAAUAUCUUCUCCAUCUGGUGUGAACGGUGUACCGCUGGUGUACCGAGGCGAGCUCGGGGAGUAAUGCCUUCUGAAAACGGCAAGCCCGGUUUGUGCACGACGUAGUCAUGUUGUACCAACUCCCGCUAGGGCGGCAUGGUGGACGACCACCUAUAGCUGCACACGAACAUACCAGAUCGCCAGCCGAACGUUGACCGCAAGGAAGCAACAAUCGUCGUCAUCAGGGUGGGUGC